GGCACGCCGGUAUAUCAACGCCGCAAUCAUUCCAACGCAUUGCAAGUUGCUAGUUAGUUGCUAUGUUGUAGCUAUUAGCACGCUAGCCAUUCCUUCGCUGGGUGGGAGGCCCGCCGUUUAAGUUGGGAUAAAAGACGAAUUUCCAUUUAUUUAUAAUACCUAAAACAGCACCGAAUUGUUACUCAACGGAUAUCUCAUUGGAAAGUUGGAGGGUUUUUCCCCAUUUCCCACCCUCUUUAUCCAUUAGCUUCGCCAGCUAGCUAGCUAGCUAGUUAGCAGCUAACGCCCUAGCCUUCGGUUCUUGCCCCCACCGCCCUCUCAGCGCGAACCGUCAACCUGCCCGGCUGGAGCGCCAUGGCCAUGAGACAGACUCCCCUCACCUGUUCUGGUCAUACCCGACCUGUGGUGGACUUGGCCUUCAGCGGGAUCACUCCCUAUGGCUACUUUCUCAUAAGCGCCUGCAAAGAUGGCAAGCCCAUGUUGCGCCAGGGGGACACAGGAGACUGGAUCGGAACGUUUCUGGGUCACAAAGGUGCUGUCUGGGGAGCCACUCUGAACACCGAUGCCACCAAGGCGGCCACUGCCGCGGCGGACUUCACGGCAAAAGUGUGGGACGCAGUGAGUGGCGACGAAGUCCUCACGUUGGCGCACAAACAUAUUGUCAAGACUGUCACCUUUACUCAGGACAGUAACUGUUUAUUGACUGGGGGAAAUGAUAAGCUUCUGCGCAUCUAUGAUCUCAGUAGCCCAGAUGCAGCACCACAGGAGAUCGCCGGUCAUACCUCACCCAUCAAGAAGGCCCUGUGGUGUAAUGACGACAAGCAGAUUCUGUCGGCAGCAGAGGAUAAAACCAUAAGAUUGUGGGAUAGGACCUCCAUGGAGGUGGUGAAGACACUGACUUUUGACACGUCAGUGAGCAGCAUGGAAUAUGUGCCUGACGGGGAAAUUCUCGUGAUCACCUACGGAAAGACGGUCGCGUUCUACAACGCUCUGAGCCUGGACCCGAUCAAGUCUGUGGAUGCCCCAGCGACCAUCAACUCGGCAUCCCUCCACCCAGAAAAGGAUUUCUUUGUUGCUGGCGGAGAGGACUUCAAGCUCUAUAAAUUCGACUACAGCACCAAGGAAGAGCUUGAAUCCUAUAAAGGUCAUUUUGGCCCCGUCCACUGUGUCCGCUUCAGUCCGGAUGGCGAGCUGUACGCUAGCGGUUCCGAGGAUGGCACACUUCGUCUGUGGCAGACGGCAGUGGGGAAAACCUAUGGCCUCUGGAAAUGUGUUCUUCCCGAGGACCUCGCGGCGGACAACUCGGAGCAGAUCUACACUUCGCCUCCUGAAAUAAAAGCCUAACCGAGAGAAGCCGGCUGCCGAUUGUGGGGGCGGGAAACGAGACGCAAGGGAGGUCGGCUCACACGGCGGUCCAGGUUUUAGCGCUAUCAGGCACCACCCCAGCAAGGAACAGAGUCAAGAGCGUCUCCAGCCGUCAAGAACCGAUGCGGACGACACGGCCGAGUUAUCCGUCAUAAAAACAUACUCAUAUUCACACAAAAACACGGGUUUAUGCAGCCAUGUAGAUAAUAAGGGCUACAGAAAAAAGCAGUAGAGCUACGAUUCGUUAGCUGCCUGCUUUCUCUUGUCCUGUGUCUGCUUAAACAUUUAACGCGCGACGCGUCGCUUAAGUUGGCUUUUGGUUGUAUUUCAUGAGCUGGACCCUGCCUUUCGUUUUCAGUUCGGUCCCGGUACCGAACCCUGUUGUGCUAAGUUGAAGAGCUUUCGUUUCAUCGCCGCUGUUGAACUAGUUAAGAAAAGGAAGAAAAGAUGAAUUGUGGAUGUCAGAUGAGUUUUUUUUUUUGGUUGUUUUUUUUUUUUUUGGGGACAAGUUGAAAGGGAAGAAAUGUCACCUUUUUCCUUUUUUUUCGGUUGUUUGUCAUCAUUAUUCAGUGGUUGAAUAAAGAAAUGUGUUGCUUAUUUUAUUUCAAUAAUCCACACAAAGCCAGUUAGGACUCGAGUUAACAGGGGUACGGAAAGUAGUUGGAUCCUCAUAAACUUUUCACUCGUUACAGUGA
This is a messenger RNA of Syngnathoides biaculeatus (alligator pipefish), 2060 nucleotides long. RefSeq names its product serine/threonine kinase receptor associated protein (gene strap). Gene Ontology annotation, cellular component: SMN complex. The transcript is spliced from 9 exons. The record is from RefSeq and is a predicted model, not a curated record. Gene Ontology annotation, molecular function: protein binding; RNA binding. Lineage: Eukaryota; Metazoa; Chordata; Actinopteri; Syngnathiformes; Syngnathidae. Gene Ontology annotation, biological process: spliceosomal snRNP assembly. The coding region runs from base 355 to 1344 and encodes 329 amino acids.